UAAAUUUUGUGUACAAAUGUGUAAAGCAUUCAAUAAAAUAAGCAUUUGAGACCCAAGUGCUCGUCUCUCACGAAACCCCUGACUUCAGAUUGCACUCUUGUCCAUACUUCUUUCAAGUGGUUCAACCAGUUGAACAGCAAAGUAGACAUGGAGCAGCAAUUGGCCCGCCUGCCCAAUCUGAAGGCCGACUUUCGUGUGUUUGCUUUCGUAUUCUUCUUCGUUUCCGCCUAUGCUCAGAUAUCGAUUCCGGCGAAGCAGAUGGGGUUCUGGUACGAGCAUAGAGCCGCCGGAGUUGAUUCCGUACUGAUCGAGGCGUUCAUGGACCCGGUCUGCCCGGAUAGCCGAGACUCGUGGCCCCCACUCAAACAAGCCCUCCAACACUACGGUUCUCGCAUCUCUCUUGCUGUCCACCCCUUCCCUUUGCCUUACCAUGACAACUCGUUUCUUUGCUCCAGAGCUUUGCAUAUUGUCAAUAAUUUAAAUGGUUCUGCAACAUACAGAUUAUUGGAACAUUUCUUUGAAUAUCAGGAGGAUUUUUACAACAAAGCAACAUUCAACUUGUCUAGGAAAUCAAUUGUGGCUCGUGUGGCCGAGUUUGCAGCCAAGGCAGUAGGGAGCUCAUUAUAUGAUGAAAUUAAAUCUGGAUUUAGCAACACUGCUUCUGAUCAGGCAACAAGGUUUUCCUUCAAGUAUGGUUGUGUCAAAGGGGUUUAUGGGACACCUUUUUUCUUUCUCAAUGGCUUUCCAUUGCCUGAUGCUGGCUCGGCUUUAACAUACAAAGAUUGGAGAGGCAUCAUUGAUCCACUGGUCAGCGAGCCUGAGACGAUGGUGAAACCUUCACAUUUCUUAUUGUGAAAUCACUGAAUUGUUUAUGUUCUGAAUCACUCACUGUGCAUCUAUCCUUUCUCAUGCACUUAUUCGAUAUAUCUUCUGUAGUGGUUGUUUCGUUUCGUUUUGUUUUGUUUUAAACUUAGAGCCCGUUUGGUAGCACCAAAAUCGGCUGUUUUGGCUGAUUCUGCUGAAAUUUAUGAUAUUCUGGCUGGAGUGGCUGUUUUGGCUGAUUCUGCUGAUUUAAGAAAAAAAUAUUUUAAAAAUAUAUUUUAUUAAUAAAUUAAAGAAAAAAUUAUAUGUAAAAAAUAGCUAAAAUGGUCCUCUACAGUAACUUCAGCCAAUACAGCCAGAAAAGUAACUCCAACCUUACUUUUUCGGCUUAUUACACAAUUCAGCGCGCGAAAGUAAAAGUUACGUGUUUGGUGAAAAAGUUGGCUGAUAAGCCUGAUAAGCCGAAAACAGAGUUCUCCAAACGGGCUCUUAAUGGUAAAUAAAUGGGCAAUAUAAUCUACAAAUAAAAUCAUUUGCUGUAAAGUGCUGGAGAAAUGAAUACCCAAAUGAUCUCAUUAAUAAAAAAAUGUGCUGCUUUUUAGCCGUGUUUUGAAACAUUCCAGCUCAACCGGUUGGACUGAUAACUGUAGAUAGAACUCCAUAGAGUCAGCUUUUUAGCCUUGUCUGUUAUUUCCCUUUCUGUUUCUUUUUUAGUAAUUGUGUUGCCAGAACAGUCAACUAAUAUAGCUGUGCUUCACCCAUUAUGCUUGUGAAAACAAUCAUGUUUUUUUCAUACAUUCAUUAGACACAUGCG
Cuscuta epithymum is the source of this 1636-nucleotide messenger RNA. NCBI's taxonomy places the organism in Eukaryota, Viridiplantae, Streptophyta, Magnoliopsida, Solanales, Convolvulaceae. The record is from the annotation of a GenBank genome assembly.